CUCGCUUCAGCACGGUGUGACUUCGCGGAAAGGAACAUGACAUCUGCAGAAAUAUCAGGCGCGAUCUCGGUGAAAUUUUCGAGACAAUCGCGUUUCGCGAUGAUUAAUUUAAAAGCGAAAUCAGGCAUUACGAAUCCUUGGAGAUUAUUGGCGCGCAAUUACGAAAUACCAUCUCUGAUUCCGACAGCGUGAUGGGACACGUUACGUCGGAUCGUACGAUGCAACAGGAGUUAAUAUCAACAUGGAAUCCACUAGACGUAUUCCAGGAUGAUGCACAUUGUGAAUACGCGGUGAUCGUGCUGAAUCGUCCCAUACGCUGGCAGCACAACGUACUACUUCGAUUCUGGCAAAAAGCUCGAAUCACCAUCACUGUGGAUGGUGGAACACAGAGGUGGCUGAAGCAUCUGGAAGAACAGGGAAUAAACGCAUUGAACACUGAGCACAAGCAUUAUGCACCAGAUCUCAUCACAGGGGAUAUGGAUAGCUGUCCACCUUAUAUUGUUGAGAAGUUUGAAAGUAUAGGAUCCAUUGUCAUCAAGACUCCUGAUCAGGAUAACACAGAUUAUACCAAAGCUCUGCUGGAAGUCGCACACUAUGCUAAGAUGCAUAAUAUAAAUUUAGGUGAAAUAUACGUACUUGCAGAAACAUCAGGCAGAUUUGAUCAUAUCAUUGCCAAUGUCAAUACUCUAUACAAAAGUGAUAAGCUUGUGGGAAAUACACGGGUGAUACAACUUGCAAGCAAUUCUAUGACAUGGAUAUUAAAACCUGGUAUGCAUAGUAUACAUAUACCAGAAAUUUUGGUUCAACAAAAAUCUUGGUGUGGUUUACUACCAUUUGGUUGUACUGUCAAUUGUAUAUCAACGACUGGCUUGAAAUGGAAUUUAAAUAAAACAACUAUGCAAUUUGGAGGUUUGAUAAGUACUUCAAAUACUUAUGAAGAUUCCAAAGUGACUGUGGAUACAGAUACGCCGGUAACACAACAAAACUUGUUCAUUGCAAGUAUUUAUUUGGCACAGUGAGAGCGUCGAGUCGAAAUAGUAUCCCCCAGACAGUACCUGUCUAUAAUACUCGACGUAUGUAUUCGUAUAACAGCAGGUCGCUGCCGCCACUAUCGGGGCUAGAAUCGGAGCGUGUACUUCGACGAUCAGCUGUCGCGAUUGUU
Messenger RNA from Atta colombica, 1162 nucleotides. RefSeq names its product thiamin pyrophosphokinase 1. NCBI's taxonomy places the organism in Eukaryota, Metazoa, Arthropoda, Insecta, Hymenoptera, Formicidae. Bases 192 to 1019 code for a protein of 275 amino acids. Gene Ontology annotation, biological process: thiamine diphosphate biosynthetic process; thiamine metabolic process. The transcript has 7 exons. Gene Ontology annotation, molecular function: ATP binding; thiamine binding; thiamine diphosphokinase activity. The record is from RefSeq and is a predicted model, not a curated record.